Fibroporia radiculosa is the source of this 390-nucleotide messenger RNA. RefSeq lists its product as uncharacterized. Gene Ontology annotation, cellular component: nucleus; cytosol. Lineage: Eukaryota; Fungi; Basidiomycota; Agaricomycetes; Polyporales; Fibroporiaceae. The record is from RefSeq and is a predicted model, not a curated record. The transcript is spliced from 4 exons. Gene Ontology annotation, molecular function: DNA binding. The coding region runs from base 1 to 390 and encodes 129 amino acids.
AUGGAAGACCCAGAGCUUGCUGCGAUUCGUGCAGCCAGAAUGAGCCAACUUCAGCAGAGUAGUAAUGCAAGUGGCGAAAGCGGAGAGGAGAAGAGCAAGCGAGACGCGGAAGACCAGAUGCGCAGAGAUUUGUUGGCUACUGUCUUAGAUGGUGCAGCAAGGGAGAGACUUUCGCGCAUAGCCUUAGUUAGCCCACAACGAUCACAGCAGAUCGAGACGAUUCUCCUGCGUAUGGCUCAGACAGGACAAUUGCGCGGCAGGGUCAGUGAAGACCAGUUGAUCGAGCUAUUGGAACAGGCGGAGGAGGCACAAUCAAAAGGCGCACCGAAGAAAGGUACUAUUGUGUUUCAGCGGAGGAAAGGAGGCAUUGACGACGACGACGAUUUUUGA